Messenger RNA from Grosmannia clavigera kw1407, 2796 nucleotides. Its product is annotated as mitochondrial translation initiation factor. Lineage: Eukaryota; Fungi; Ascomycota; Sordariomycetes; Ophiostomatales; Ophiostomataceae. Gene Ontology annotation, molecular function: GTP binding; GTPase activity; translation initiation factor activity. The coding region runs from base 1 to 2796 and encodes 931 amino acids. The record is from RefSeq and is a predicted model, not a curated record. The transcript has 3 exons. Gene Ontology annotation, biological process: translational initiation.
AUGAUACGAGGGCAUCUGUGGAGGGACCCCCAGAGGCGCUCCAUCGCGAUCGCAGCUAGUCUUCCGAGCUGCCGGCUUUCGACGAGGAUCCCGACGACAGCAGCGACUGUGCGGUGGCAGUCGCAAGACCGACCGAAGCCGUUUCAGCCGUUUCAGCCGUUUCAGCCGAUUCAGACGACGGCCUCACGCCAGAACCUGCCCGACGGCCCUCCUGCUAACCGGCCGUUUGGAGGCGGUCUUCCUCCGUCCAGGACCAAUCGCCCACCGACACGAGAAUGGGGCAAAUUGCAGCAGCGCAGUGGUCCGCGUCGGGGCAAGACUCCCCAUCAGGGCGGUGGUGCGUCGGACGGCAGCCCCCUGCAACAGCUAGCACGUGACAUGACCAAGCCGUCGCGGCCAAAAGCGUCGAUGCUGGGCUUUGAGCCCAUCCGCAAGGCACGAGGUGGCGGGCCACCAGGCCGCGACCGGAACGAGCAGCGACGGCCAGACGACUUCUUGGCGGCCUUUGGGGCCCGUGACAGCCCCAGCAGUGUAUCGCGAACAGCUCGUGCACGCACGCCCAAGGCCGACCGUCGAGACCGAGACAGCGGCGGCAGCAGCAGCAACGACAUCGCAGCCAACCUGACGGCAGACGGAUGGGACGACGAGAAGAUAGAGUUGGAACUGCAGUCGGAGUUCUCCGAUGUACCGCUGCUGUUUGGCGAGGGCCCACUCCUCACGGAUGGACCGCCGACCAGUGCGUAUGAGCAUCACCGCAAGGGCCGCAAGGAGAAGGUGGUGGCGGCGGAAAAGACGGGCAGAACAAAGGCCAAAUCACGGCGCCGGAGUUCGUAUGCGCCUGACGAAGACGACGAGUAUGAUGAGAUGACGGAACGGGCGGAAGAGCGGCGGCAGCGCAAAGAAGAAAAGCGACGACAGCGCGAGAUGGGCGCAGCAGCUGCUCGACAAGGCCCGAUUCCGAUCCUGCUGCCCGCAUUCAUCAGCGUGGCCAAUCUGGGCACAGCGCUGCGGGUGCGACCACACGUCUUUCUGCAGCAGCUGGCCGAGCUGGGCUUCGACGACAUCACGCUCGACAACAUCAUGACGGGCGAGACGGCCGCGUUGGUCGCACAGGAGUACGGCUUCGAGCCGACAGUGGACCUGGGCGAGGCAGUGGACCUGCGACGCCAGCCAGCAGCAGCAGAGCCAUCAAAGCUGCCGGAGAGGCCGCCCGUUGUGACCAUCAUGGGCCAUGUGGACCACGGCAAGACGACGAUGCUGGACUGGCUGCGCAAGUCAUCAGUGGCGGCACAGGAACAUGGCGGGAUCACGCAGCACAUCGGAGCCUUCUCGGUCGAGUUGUCAGGCGGCAAGCAGAUCACCUUCCUGGACACGCCAGGCCACGCGGCCUUUCUGACGAUGCGGCAGCGCGGCGCGCUGGUGACAGACAUUGUGAUCCUGGUGGUGGCGGCCGACGACAGCGUCAAGCCGCAGACGCUGGAGGCGCUCAAACACGCGCGGGCAGCCCGCGUGCCCAUCAUCGUGGCCAUCAACAAGGUGGAUAAAGACGAGGCGCGCAUCGACCAGGUGAAGAGCGACCUGGCCCGCUACGGCGUCGAGCUGGAAGACUAUGGCGGCGACGUGCAGGUGGUGUGUGUGAGCGGCCGCACGGGUCAGGGCAUGGCCGACCUGGAGGAGAGCAUCCUGACACAGGCCGAGAUGCUGGACGUGCGAGCUGAGCGUGACGGCCUGGCCGAGGGUUGGGUCCUGGAGUCGAGCGUGAAGGACCGUGUAGGUCGGGCGGCAUCGGUGCUGGUGCGGCGUGGAACUCUGCGGCGUGGCGACGUCAUCGUGGCCGGCAUCACGUGGGCACGUGUGCGCGUGCUGCGAAACGAGGCCGGCGUCGAGAUCGACGAGGCGCCACCGGGAACGCCGGUCGAGGUGCUCGGCUGGAAGGAGCUGCCGGAUGCCGGCGACGAGGUGCUGCAGGCGCCGACCGAGACACGAGCCAAGGAGGCCACGGCGUACCGUCUAGAGGCACGCGAGCGUGGCCAGGCGGCAGCAACGGAACAGGAACGGCAGGCGAGCGAGGUGGCUCGAGUCGAGGAGAAGGAGAGGGCCGAGAACAUUAAGUCCGAAAAAUCCGAAAAAUCCGAAAUUGCCGAGACUGAGGCCGAAACGGCCGGUCCCUCGACGGUCAAUUUUGUCGUCAAGGCCGACGUCAUGGGCUCGGUCGAAGCGGUCGUGGCGGCCGUGCUGGAGAUUGGCAGCCACGAGGUGCGGCCGCAGGUGUUGCGAGCAGCUCCAGGCCCAGUGACCGAGUCGGAUGUCGAGCACGCUGCUACCACUGGCAGUGCCAUCAUCAGUUUUCACGGUGGCACCGUGCAGGGCACCAUCCGCCGCAUGGCCAAGGAUGCCGGCGUGCCACUGCUGGAGCAUUCCGUCAUCUAUCACCUGAUCGAUGAGGUCAGGGACCGGCUGUCGGCCCGUCUGGCCCCGACUGUUACCACGCGCGUGCUCGGCGAGGCAGAAGUCCUGCAGGUCUUUCCCAUCAACGUGCGCGGCCGGCUUUUCCGCAACGUGGCUGGCUGUCGUGUGCGCAACGGCCUGGUCACGCGGAGUGGCCGGUAUCGUGUGCUGCGUGGAAAGGAGGUGAUCUUUGAUGGAAAACUCGAAUCCCUCAAACAGGGCAAGAAAGAUGCCAGCGAGAUGCGCAAAGGCACCGAGUGCGGGAUCUCGUUUGAUGGCUGGGGCGAUUUCGCUGCCGGCGACACGAUCCAGGCGUACGAGGAGAUCCGCGAGAAGAGGACGCUCUGA